Mycetomoellerius zeteki is the source of this 1356-nucleotide messenger RNA. It is a transcript of the gene nac, whose product is annotated as GDP-fucose transporter nac. Bases 203 to 1204 code for a protein of 333 amino acids. Lineage: Eukaryota; Metazoa; Arthropoda; Insecta; Hymenoptera; Formicidae. The record is from RefSeq and is a predicted model, not a curated record. The transcript has 5 exons.
UACUGCGUCCAGUGCAGUCCAGUGUGAAUUAGGCAUUAGAGUCGUAGGCUACGGUCCACUUGAUGCUGCGAAUUCUUCGAAGCAUUUUUUGAUUGAUCAACUGUCAAUCUUACAAUAGCCAUAAUAGUUUGACUAUUACAGUAGCAUAAUUAUUCGGCAUUUAGCCGAGAUUAAUUACCCUAAAAGUUAUACAAACCUCAAGAUGCAAUUAGAAAGGGGACUGGCAUCAAAGUAUGCAUACGUUACAUGUGUGAUUAUAGCCUAUUGGAUAGUAUCAAUUUUUACUGUAUUCAUGAAUAAAGCACUCCUAUCCAGUGAUGCUGUGAAUCUGAAUGCUCCUUUAUUUGUAACUUGGUUUCAGUGUAUAGUGAGUGUAGCUAUCUUUUUUAUUUUACGCAUAUUAUCCCAAUGGUUUCCAGGCUGCAUUGAAAUUACAGAUGGUAGUCCGUUUAAAAAGGAUACUUUGAAAAAGGUAUUGCCGUUAUCAAUUUGGUUUGCUGCAAUGAUAGCAACUAAUAACUUAUGCUUAAAAUAUGUUGGUGUUGCAUUUUACUACGUGGGUCGUUCGCUAACGACGGUAUUUAAUGUCGUAUUUACUUAUACUUUACUCGGACAAACAACAUCUUCCAAAUGCAUAGCAUGCUGCACAAUAAUUAUUUUUGGGUUCUGGUUAGGGGUAGAUCAAGAGCAUGUAGCAGGUUCUCUAUCUAUUCUCGGGACAUUUUUCGGCGUGCUUGGAUCGUUGUCGUUAUCCUUGUAUUCUAUCCGUACGAAACAGACGCUCCCGAUCGUAAAUGAAGAUAUCUGGCUACUUUCAUAUUAUAAUAAUUUGUAUAGUAUUAUUAUCUUCAUCCCGUUAAUGAUAAUUAGCGGGGAACAUAUCACUGUAUAUAAUUACGAGAAGCUUGGAUAUCCUUUUUUCUGGAUUGGUAUGACAAUCGGUGGUAUAUUCGGCUUUGCCAUUGGAUAUUUCACUGCCCUUCAGAUAAAAGUCACGUCUCCUUUAACACAUAAUGUAAGCGGUACCGCAAAAGCAUGCGCUCAAACGAUUUUAGCGACUUAUUGGUUUAAUGAAAAGAAACCGUUUCUCUGGUGGAUAAGUAAUAUCGUUGUCCUUAGUGCCAGUGCGUUUUAUGCGAAGAUUAGGCAACUAGAAUCGAAUACAGAGUACAGCAGAAUCGAGACACGGCAAUUUAAAGUGUAACAACGGUAAUUAGAUAUAACAAUUUUAUUCAAAUUUUUAUAUUUAAAGUGUUAUUGUAUGCAAACGUGUAUAGGUUUUUUUUUUAAUAUUUUAAGAAAAUUUAGAGCAAUGUAUGGAAGAGAGUUAUUCUUUACAUAUACAUGCAAAUUGAU